CCUCCCAGAAUUCAUCGCUCACCAUGGACUCGGCGGAGAGCUCCGCCGCCUCCAACGUCGCCGCCGCAAUGGCCGUCGACGACUACCACGACGCCGCCCCCGAGGUAGGCCACUGCAUAUCGUCCAUGGUCGACUUCAGUGGCGUUGAGAGCCAGCGCCUGUUCCUGGCGCGCCGCACCGCUUUGGAGAUGCUGCGGGACCGCGGGUACAGCGUCCCGGAGGCCGACCUCGCGCGCACCCUCCCGGAGUUCCGCGCCUGGUGGUCCGAGACGCCCGAGAUCGAGCGCCUCUCCUUCUCCACCACCCUCGCCUCCGACCCCUCCAACAAGGCGCGAAUCGUGUUCUGCCCACCCGAGCCCAUCAGAGUCGCAGUUAUCCGGGAGGUCUUUGGCCGAACCAAAGAAGACAACUUGUCUUGCCUGAUUCUGAUAUUGCAGAGCAAGAUGGGAUCUAAGGCUAGAGACACUAUCAAGGAACUGUUCAAGUUUAAAGUGGAUGUAUUCCAGAUCACAGAACUGCUGGUGAACAUGACUAAUCAUGUUCUGAAGCCCAAGCAUCAAGUGCUGACUGCAGAAGAAAAGGCCAAGCUGCUGAAGCAGUACAAUGUGGUGGAUUCACAGUUGCCUCGCAUGCUGGAGACGGACGCUGUUGCUCGCUACUAUGGCCUGAGCAAGGGAACGGUGGUCAAAUUUACAUAUGACAAUGAGCUCACAGCAAACCAUGUGAGCUACCGAUGUGUUCUCUGAAAGAUACGGCAUUGUUUCAGUGGAUCAAGGUUGAUGUAAGCUGUUAGCCAAGACCGCCUGGCGGCUAAUGUACUAGUGUACUAUGUUGUCGUCUGUUCUUUUUUUCUUUCUUUGUGGUGGAACUAUGCUGUCCUCUGCUAGGCCUCGUCGGAAUGUAGCUAUUUAGGAAACCUGAACUAUUACCCAACCUAAGUUAGUAUCUGGUGUUCAGUUUGAGAUGCUGUUGGAAAAUCUGGGACAGGUUGUUUCCGAUGACCUGUGGUCAACGCAUGUCUCUGAAAACGGUUAUGUGUCGC
This is a messenger RNA of Lolium rigidum, 1042 nucleotides long. RefSeq names its product DNA-directed RNA polymerase V subunit 5A-like. The transcript has 4 exons. Bases 24 to 746 code for a protein of 240 amino acids. Gene Ontology annotation, molecular function: DNA binding; DNA-directed RNA polymerase activity. The record is from RefSeq and is a predicted model, not a curated record. Lineage: Eukaryota; Viridiplantae; Streptophyta; Magnoliopsida; Poales; Poaceae. Gene Ontology annotation, biological process: DNA-templated transcription.